GUGCAAUAUUUUUUCCAAUAUAGUGCGAAAAAUGUUUAUGAAAUAUAUUUUACUCAUUAUUGCUAUUGUAGUUUUACAAAAUGUAUACGGGUUAAGCAAAGAACAACUGAAGAAAACUUUGGGGCUUAUGAAAAAGUCGUGCUUGAGCAAAAGUGGUGCCACAGAAGAUAAAGUUGCCAGUAUUGAACAAGGUGCUUUUCUGGAAGAAAAGAAUGUAAUGUGCUACGUUAUGUGUAUAUACAAAUCUGUUCAAGUGGUAAAAGACGAUAAACUGAAUCUAGAAAUGGUGAUAAAACAAGUAGAUUCGCUAUAUCCACCAGAAAUGCGAAGUUCCGUCAAAAACGCCGUCAAUAAGUGCUUGAAUGUCCAGGACAAGUACAAUGACGUAUGCAGCCGUGUUUUCUAUGCUGCCAAAUGUUUAUACGAACAAGAUCCACCAAAUUUUGUAUUUCCGUGACUUAAUAAAGCAAUUAUGCGUUAUAUUUAAACGUUUCAAUCCAUUUUAAACAAAAACUAAACAAACAAGUCACUGACCCGACCAUAGACGGCUUAGUGAUGGCCAUUUGUAAUGCCAACUACAAAUCGAUUAAUUAAUUGAAUGAAUAGAUAUGUUCAAUUGAGUAAUACUGGCGGUUUUCCUUACAUAACCUAUGUAAGCAUAUUUAAAAUUUCAAA
Molecule: messenger RNA, 675 nt
Organism: Hyposmocoma kahamanoa
Lineage: Eukaryota; Metazoa; Arthropoda; Insecta; Lepidoptera; Cosmopterigidae
Product: general odorant-binding protein 72-like
Exons: 5
Coding region: 32-457 (141 amino acids)
Biological process (GO): sensory perception of smell; olfactory behavior
Cellular component (GO): extracellular region
Molecular function (GO): odorant binding; dibutyl phthalate binding
Source: RefSeq, a predicted model, not a curated record